AUGUCUUUCUCAUCAUCACUUACUUCAGCCACACUUUGCGGGGCCUCAGUUUUCCCCAAAGCAUUAGCCUGCAGCAUUGAGUUCCCAAGCAAUCUGUCGAGCCCUUUCGCAAGUGCAAAGAUUUGCUUAACUUCAUUUCCUGCCUCUAGGGAUCUCAAGAAAAAUGCUACUCUGAAUCUGACUCGAAGUAUUGCUCCCAUCCAAGGAAACAGGUGUCACGCUAUGCCUGUUGGGACAAGGGAUUUGUUUAUGACUGGGGAGAAAUUUCAGCUUAGUGAUGUGAUUGAAGGGCAACAAUUUGAUAGGGAGAUGCUAAGUGCUAUAUUUGAUGUCGCACGCGAAAUGGAAAAGAUAGAAAAGAGCUCAUCUCAAAGUGAAAUACUCAAGGGCUAUUUGAUGGCUACCCUCUUUUAUGAGCCUUCUACCCGUACCAGGCUCUCGUUCGAAUCUGCCAUGAAACGCCUUGGAGGUGAAGUGUUAACUACUGAGAAUGCUAGAGAGUUUUCGUCUGCGGCAAAAGGGGAAACACUUGAAGAUACUAUAAGAACGGUGGAGGGCUACUCAGAUAUAAUUGUGAUGCGUCAUUUUGAAAGUGGUGCUGCUAGAAGAGCUGCAGCUACUGCCAAUAUACCUGUAAUUAAUGCAGGUGAUGGUCCUGGAGAGCAUCCGACUCAGGCUCUCUUGGACGUUUAUACCAUCCAAAGUGAAAUUGGAAAACUAGAUGGCAUCACUGUGGCCUUAGUUGGAGAUCUUGCCAACGGAAGGACAGUCCGGUCACUUGCAUAUUUGCUUGCCAAAUUCAAAGACGUGAAGAUCUACUUUGUUUCCCCUGAAAUUGUUAAGAUGAAGGAUGAUAUAAAAGACUAUUUGACAUCAAAUGCGGUCGAAUGGGAAGAAAGUUCAGAUUUAAUGGAAGUAGCAUCCAAGUGCGAUGUAGUUUAUCAAACCCGAAUCCAGAGAGAACGAUUUGGAGAAAGGCUUGACCUUUACGAAGCAGCUCGUGGGAAGUAUAUCGUAGACAAGGAUCUGCUAGGAGUGAUGAAGGAAAAAGCUGUUAUCAUGCACCCUUUACCGAGACUGGAUGAAAUUACUCCAGACGUUGAUGCUGACCCAAGAGCUGCCUACUUCAGACAAGCAAAGAACGGUUUGUUCAUUAGAAUGGCUCUUCUAAAGCUACUGCUUGUUGGUUGGUGA
This is a messenger RNA of Arabis nemorensis, 1194 nucleotides long. The record is from the annotation of a GenBank genome assembly. NCBI's taxonomy places the organism in Eukaryota, Viridiplantae, Streptophyta, Magnoliopsida, Brassicales, Brassicaceae.